This is a messenger RNA of Magnolia sinica, 2908 nucleotides long. Its product is annotated as G-type lectin S-receptor-like serine/threonine-protein kinase At4g27290. The record is from RefSeq and is a predicted model, not a curated record. NCBI's taxonomy places the organism in Eukaryota, Viridiplantae, Streptophyta, Magnoliopsida, Magnoliales, Magnoliaceae. Gene Ontology annotation, molecular function: ATP binding; protein serine/threonine kinase activity. Bases 269 to 2725 code for a protein of 818 amino acids. Gene Ontology annotation, biological process: protein phosphorylation; recognition of pollen. The transcript is spliced from 6 exons.
CUGAGAUAACCCCUGACUCAGGUGAGUUGUACCCAUUUAGCCCCAACUCGGAUCUGCGUUGGCGGAGUCAAUUCAAGUAGCCGAGUAUUUUGACCAUCUUCCAGACUGGCUAUAGAAGUGGUCAUAAGCUUUCAGUAUUCACCACUGAACAUUUGGCUGUUUGGUUGGGUAAUCAGGCCCAUUGGAUUAUUUUUCCUUAACUCAUCAGUCAUAGGCGCCAUUCAAUCACCUUCCAUUGAAGGCGAAUUGCAAGCUCGUUACUCAUUCGAUGAUGGAAAGCAAAUCCGGCAAACUGCUCAUUCUUCUUGGCUUCUUCAUAUUCUACUGCCUCUGCAUUCGAUUUUCCAACGCGACGGAUACCAUCACACUAGACCGACCGCUUCCUGACGGGAAGACCUUGAUUUCUGCUGGUGAGGUUUUCGAGCUGGGCUUCUUCCGUCCCGGAAAGUCCAAGAAUCGUUAUGUGGGAAUAUGGUACAAGAAAGUCACAAAACAAACGGUUGUAUGGGUUGCCAAUAGGAGAGCCCCGCUCUCGCAUUCAUCUGGUGUCCUUACAAUCAACAGCAACAAUGGGAAUCUGAUGAUCUUGGAUGAGAUUGGAAGCAACUUCAUGGUGUCAUUUGAUUCUGCUACCAAUCAAACAAGUGCUCGGCUCUUGGAUUCCGGAAACCUUGUACUGAUGAGUGAUGAAGGCCGGGUCAUAUGGCAAAGCUUUGAUUAUCCUACCGAUACGUAUCUCCCUGGCAUGAAACUGGGGUUGAAUAGAAAGAGUGGGCAAAACAGCUGGUUCCUCUCUUCAUGGACAAGUGAAGAUGACCCCGCUCCUGGGGACUACACUUUGGGAAUGGAUAUCAAUGGAUCGGCCCAGUUUUUUAUACGGAGAGGACGACAAAACUACUGGACUAGUGGCACUUGGAACGGGCAGAUUUUCAGCCUGAUUCCUGAAAUGAGAAGAAGUUAUGUCUUCAAUUACAGCUACAUAUCGAAUGAGGAUGAGACAUAUUUUAUUUAUUCACUUUAUAAUAAUUAUAAUAUAAUUUCAAGAUUGGUGAUGGACGUGUCUGGGCAAAUCAAGCAAAUGACAUGGCUGGAGAGCAGCCAAAAUUGGAAUUUAUUUUGGACUCAACCAAGAGCGGAAUGUGACGUUUAUGCUCCUUGUGGGGCUUAUGGUAUCUGCAAAGAGGGUAUGCGAGACUCUCCUUGCACGUGCUUGCACGGAUUUGAGCCUUACUCUCAAAGAGAUUGGGAUUCAGGUGAUAGAUCAAAGGGGUGCGUGAGGCGAACAGAACUGACUUGUGGGAAUCAAGUUAGGUUCUUGCGGUUGAGUGGCAUGGCUUUUUCUAGUAACCCUCAAGUUCUAAGGAAUUCGAGUCUCAGCCCAGAAGAUUGCGAAUUUGAGUGCAGGAGAAACUGCUUUUGUAUUGCUUAUGAUAACGGAGCCGGAUGUUCCUUGUGGGAUGGAGAGUUGAUAAAUAUUCAUGAGACGACCUUCGGCAAUGUCCCUGAUGUUUAUGUUCGUCUCUCUGCUUCAGAGCUUGUCAUGAACUAUGCAAUGGAUAUUUUGAUUCAUCAAGUGAAGCAACUGUUUUGCUAUCAACCAGGGAAACAAGAAAGAAGCCAAGAAGUAUUAUUGCGUGAGUUAGGAGAUAAUGGGUCAGAUGACAGGGAAUUCAUCAAUGCAAAUAGGCUCAGAGAAGAUGGAAGGAAGGGUCUGGAGUUGCCACUAUACAGUUUUGCCAGUAUAGUAGCUGCUACCGAUAACUUCUCUCCAACAAAUAAGCUUGGGCAGGGUGGUUUUGGCCCUGUUUAUAAGGGUAGGUUGCACGAGGAACAAGAAAUCGCAGUGAAAAGGCUCUCAAGAAGUUCUGGGCAAGGGCUAGGAGAGUUCAAAAAUGAGAUUAUACUUAUUGCCAAACUCCAACACAUGAAUCUUGUUAGGCUUUUGGGUUGCUGCAUUGAAGGAGAAGAAAAGAUACUGCUCUAUGAGUACAUGCCCAACAAAAGCCUUGACUUCCUCCUCUUUGAUCCAACCCAGGGAAAACUUUUAGAUUGGGGAAAACGCAUCCACAUCAUUGAUGGAAUUGCUCAAGGGCUUCUCUAUCUUCACAAGUACUCCAGAUUGAGAGUUAUUCACAGAGAUCUUAAAGCCAGUAACAUUCUCUUGGAUGGUGAGAUGAACCCCAAGAUAUCAGAUUUUGGCAUGGCGAGAAUUUUCGGGCGAAAUGAAUCAGAGGCAAAUACGAAUAGGAUUGUUGGAACUUAUGGUUAUAUGUCUCCCGAAUAUGCAAUGGAGGGCCUUUUCUCGGAGAAAUCUGACGUCUUUAGCUUCGGAGUCUUACUUCUAGAGAUUGUCAGUGGCAAGAAGAAUACCAGCUUUUAUCAUUCUGAUAGGUCUCUAAACCUUCUCGGAUAUGCAUGGGAAUUGUGGAAGGAUGGUAGGGUCUCGGAGUUGAUGGACCCAAUGUUAGGUGAUUCAACAUCUACUGGCUGUGAUAUUUUGAGAUUCAUCCAAAUGGGACUCUUAUGUGUGCAGGAAAGUGCGAGGGAUAGACCCACCAUGUUGGACAUUGUUUCUAUGCUUAGUAACGAAAUGGCAACAUUGGCUAAUCCAAAACGACCAGCAUUCUUUCUAGGAAGAAGGGGGCUUGAGGAGAAUUCAUCUAAAAACAGAACAGAGAAUUGUUCCAAUAAUGAUGUAACUAUUUCUGUGAUAGAAGCUAGAUAGACAUUCCCACUUUAGAACAGAGUAUUGCAUAUUUUUCCAAUUAACGGAACUUUUAGUUGGUUGAAGUUCAAAUAAUUCUUACCAUUUUAUAUCAGUCAGAUUAAAUGAUUAUGUUGUAUCCUCCCAUAUGAGACAUUGUGUAGUAUGGGUAAGAUUGUGGGAUUUAUUCUCUUAACUACCUUA